AUGCUAGAAAAUCCAACUGGACCGUCAAGUACGACAAGUAUUUGUCCUCGUCGAAUCCCUUUAGGGAAAUUCGAAAAUAACACUGUUCAUAGUCAAGGUUGGUUUGCACUGUGGAUUCAUGAGAGCUUCUUUCCAACAACCACAGGAGCAUGUCCAUCAAGUAAAUGGGAUAAAGCUGUAUUUCGGAAACUAACCGCUUGGAAUAACAAUAAAGGACCUGAAUGUGUUAACUGUGGUGGUGUGCAAUUCGAAGAUAUGUUGCUGGUGAACAAUGAUGAAGCAGCGAUAGAAGGAAAACGUUUAAUGAAUGGAAAUUUAUAUGAUCAGAUAACUGGUCCUGUAUACAGGAACUCUACAAUUGUCGCCUUUGAGCCUGAUCUCACUGAUGGUAUUCCAGACUGUCAUACUAGAGCGGUUAUAUUACCAUGGGCACCUGGUCUAACAGUUGAUAAUAUGGUGAUGAGAAAUUUCAAUGGCCAAAAUUGUACAGCUAUUCACGGAACCUUGAUUACAUGUUUGUGUAAUAAACUUUGUGGUGGCUAUGAAUACUUGUUCAAGAAUAUAAAAUGGGAGAAUACGAACAAUCGUGCUGAGUUUCGAUGGCAUGGAGACUUUAGUCUUCGAGAUGUAGAUGGAUCCCUAACAGACGGAAUUCCGAAUGUCUCAAAACUUCCUGGAUCACUAAUCAUCGGGAAAGCAAAUCAUCUACCUCCCGAAAAAUGUGGUCCCAGUGCUCCAGGGGCUGGAGACCUCGGAACUGCUUUCGGUCAAGGUGCAGUACAAGGUGUUCGGUGUUUGCCAGAUGUCACAGCACUAAGAUUUUCUGUUGAUUAUACUAAUCCAGCAGGACUUACAGGUGGUAACAUGACUGUAACUUUGCUAAAUGGUGGAACGGAACAAGUACCUUUCAAAACUGAAGCUCUUACAGAUAAACAAGGAUGGAUGACUACACUCAUCAAUAACAGAACUUAUAUUGUUAAUUGGAAUGCAAUAUCAACAUUCACCAACCUCAGUUAUGUUGGUUAUUUGGAAAAUUUCAGGCAAUUCGAUUAUGUCAUUGUUCGUCAUACGGGAAUGCAGGUCAAACCAGACAGAGUCCAAGUUAUUGCCGGUCAAACACCUAAGCAACCAAUGUCUGAGCCACUGGAUCCGACUAUACACUCCAACGGUGAUAUCUUCUAUAAUGAAACAGGAAAAUAUGUUGAAUAUAUAGUGAAAGCACCAGUUUAUCCAUCUGCAUUCAACAGUCAAAGACUGGUGGUUUCAUUUUACAAAUGCUUUUACACUGAUUGCAUAGUUCCUAGUACAAGUACUGUGAUCACAGUUGAUACAUUACGUCCAGCAAAUGCUUUAUACUGGUCGAAGAGCACUACCUGGGGGGAUAUACUCGGUCCUCAGCCAACAAAUGGGAGUUCGGGUCAAAGUGUAUUGCAAGCACCAAAGACAGUUGAUGAGUUUAUGCCAAACGUAAUGACUGAUUCAGCUGGUACAAAUUAUUAUGAUGACUCAAAUCAAAUGUUAUAUGUGAUUCUUAAAGGUGAAGCAAUUAUUACUGUCAAACUGUCGCAGUUGGUUAAAGUAUCUUUUGGUUUACCUGCUAUGACUGUUGAUCAAUUUUUUGGAUCAGAAGUUGUAUCGAAUCUAGCAAAGUUUUUAGGAAUACCUGCUGAAAAUAUACGCGUAGUCAAGGUGGUAUCUGAGUCUAGUACAGUUUCAGGACGUCGGCGACGUCGAUCAACAUCUGGUGUGUUCGUUGAACUGGAAAUUUCCUCACCACCUGUUGGAAAUUUAUCCAAAGCCUUGGUACCAAAUGUUACAUCAUCUGGAAUGACACUCAUGGAAAAAAUAUCUUCAACGGUUGUUACCAUCGUACAGACAGGUUUACUUGAGAAAGUUAUUAACGCAACAGUUGUUGAUGUAUCGGUUCAAAAACCCACACCUCUACCAGGCAGUGCGUUAUGGGCUGCUCAGGUUUCAGGAACAUCGAAUAAUUCACAAACACCAGCGGUCAUUCAGGUCCCUGUGAAGGCAAAGAUUAAACUCAAUGUUCUACCAGGAUAUGGUUCAGUUGUUGAAGGAGUUCCAUUCAACCUGGAAGUUAGCACGUUGGACUCAUCAGGUAACACAGUCAGACCACUUGGUUCAAACACAAGUAUCUGGGCAUAUGAAUUGUCUCAGCCGAAUGCAGUUUCUCCUGUCAAGGUGUCAAGAACAAACUUUUCAGAUUCCGAAUCAGGUACAGCUUUAAUUUCUAACCUCAUAUUCUCGAGAGCUGGACAAGCUAAUCUCUUUCUUUCGGUAAUUUCACCUAAUGAUUCUACUCGACUUAACUCAUCAGUAAACUUUCUUGUGCAAAAGAGACAGUUAAGUUUAGCUGUUCAACCGAUUCAAUCUUAUUCUGAUGACUCGAUCAUAAAAGUGUCUGUCAAUAGAAAUAUUCCUAUCCAAGUAAAAAUUCUGGACAAACAAACAAACCUCUUGGCGCAAAAUCUAAAUUGGCGAAAUCUUGUGUGGAAUUUCACCGGAAGUAUUUGUCCUGAUAGUAGGAAACCGAAGAAUUCAGCUACGAAUGCAUCCUCUUCAUUCUUGUAUUAUCCAAAUAAGACUACGAAUGGUUUCAACUGGACAAUUGGUGGAUUUCAAUCAUCUUGGGUGUAUGUUUAUUGUAUUGGGGCUACUGCUUACCUCAAUGACACCACAACAAGACAACCUGAUUAUGACAUAAUUCCAAAGAAAAUCAAAAUUCAAGUUAAUCCACAAAACUACACUGAACCUUCUAGAAAUGCAAAAAAACCAUUCAGGUUCAAAACUACUGGCAGUUAUGCGAACAUGCUACAACAUAUUGACGAGUUCACUGCUGCCGUAGAGUCUGAGCUUUACACUCGGUUUCCAAAUGUAGUAUUUGAAAAUAUAACAUUCAGUGAAGGCAGUAUAAUGGUGGAUGCGGUUGCAGCUGGUAGCUCUACGACUGUAAUGGAAAAUAUGAUGAAUACUUUUACAUCCUCUUUGAGUGAUGGAAGUAUCACCUUUUCUGUAGGAGGUGUUAAUUAUACAGCGACAGCCGAUGGUAAAAAUGCUGGAUGUAGAAGAACUGGCUUCAUCUCACCAUUCAUAAUGCUUCUGUUUAAUUUGCUGACUUACCAGUUGGUUUUGAUAAUUCUAUCAUACUAA
Molecule: messenger RNA, 3171 nt
Organism: Heterobilharzia americana
Lineage: Eukaryota; Metazoa; Platyhelminthes; Trematoda; Strigeidida; Schistosomatidae
Source: the annotation of a GenBank genome assembly